AUGACGUCGAGCGGACGAUCGACGACGACGACGACGACGACGUGCCGCGCUCGAUGCUCGCGAGACGCGCGAAUCGAGGACGCAUCGGUGCGAACGGACGCGCGCGCGUGGACGACGGCGACCGCGUUGGCGGUGGUGCUCACGCUGGGGGGGGCGGGCGACGCGCGCGCGGCGCCAGAGGGGGUUUUCGACGUCGCGGCGAACGCGCGGGCGGGACUGGAACGCUUGGAGGAGAUCCCGGUCGUCGGUGCGCUGGUGAAGGAUGAAGAGAUCGCGGUGGAGGCGGUGCGCGACGGGCGCACGGCGGGGGAGAAGUUGGAUCUGUUUUUAGAGAAGGAGCCACCGAUCGCCGUCGCGCUCGUCGCGAUGCUCUUGGUGAACGGAAGCUUUGGUCUGGUUUACACCCUGUUCGUGCGCGAGACGAGCGUCGGUCCGGGUGGGGAGUUUGGAAAAGCCGUCGUCGCCGUUCGACAGUCCGUCGUGAAGGGAAUCUUCGCCUUCUUUAACUCGGCGCUCGGUCGAUACACGACCAAGGAUUCGCGAGACGCCUGA
Messenger RNA from Ostreococcus tauri, 552 nucleotides. Its product is annotated as unnamed product. The transcript has a single exon. The coding region runs from base 1 to 552 and encodes 183 amino acids. Lineage: Eukaryota; Viridiplantae; Chlorophyta; Mamiellophyceae; Mamiellales; Bathycoccaceae. The record is from RefSeq and is a predicted model, not a curated record.